This is a messenger RNA of Hyaloscypha bicolor E, 879 nucleotides long. Its product is annotated as DUF21-domain-containing protein. Gene Ontology annotation, cellular component: intracellular membrane-bounded organelle. Gene Ontology annotation, biological process: magnesium ion homeostasis. Bases 1 to 879 code for a protein of 292 amino acids. The transcript is spliced from 3 exons. NCBI's taxonomy places the organism in Eukaryota, Fungi, Ascomycota, Leotiomycetes, Helotiales, Hyaloscyphaceae. The record is from RefSeq and is a predicted model, not a curated record.
AUGGGGCAGGACCACGUCCACCUCCAAGUGAUCUCCAGAUCAGGUACUCGCAAAGAGAGGCAAAAUGCGCUGAAAGUUCUAGGCGUGUUGCAGAGGGGAAGGCACUGGGUGUUGGUUUCAUUAUUAUUGGGCAACGUCAUCACGAACGAGGCACUCCCGAUUGUAUUGGACCGAGAAGUGAAAGGGGGGUGGUUUGCAGUUCUCACCUCAGCCCUUCUAAUCGUUAUUUUUGGAGAGAUCAUCCCCCAGAGCAUAUGUGCCAAAUACGGACUUUCCGUUGGUUCUUGGGCGUCGAGAUACGUCUUGUGGCUAAUGUACGGUCUUUUCCCUAUUGCGUUCCCUAUUGCCAAGCUUCUCGAUCUAUUGCUCGGCCGCAACCACGGCAUGGUCUUCGGUCGAUUGGGAUUGAAAACGCUCUUAAUGUUUCACGAGGGUCUUCAUCACUCAGCCCGAGAGCGUUUGACUGUCGACGAAAUCAGCCUCUUGUCAUCCGCACUUGAUUUCAACGGUGUUCGAGUUUCAUCGGUGAUGACACCAAUUUCCAAGGUUUUCAGCUUAAGUUCUGACGCCUUUCUGAACGAUAUGACAAGAUAUAAUAUUUUGAAAUCCGGCUACAGCAAUAUUCCUAUCCACUUGCAUACUCAACCAAAUACGGAGACAGCGUCGCUUGUUUCAACAAGCCUCGAGGAAGAAGUAGCCAUAGGGCAGAUCUCGCUGGAGAGCUUGCCAGUUGUUUCUUCGACUGAAACUUGCCUCGAAGUUCUGAAUGUCUUCAAAGAGAGAAAAGCUCAGGUGGUGUUGGUGAUUGAACAAGGCACAGCGCUGCCCCUGGGAAUCGUGACAGCCAGAGACAUCUUCGAAGAACUAAUCGGAGAGUAA